GUGAAUACGACACCGGAACCUCACGUGCAGAUAUUCUAAGAGCAGAUAGCGCCACAUGGAGGCUGUUCUGAAGAACUUGGAGAGGACCACGGAGCUACUCGCCUUGAUGCAAACCGAGUAGUGGGACAAUCCCAGGACAGAGCCUUCUAAUGGACUCAGUACGAACACCUCCAGCAAACAUCAUGGAGAUAUUGGAAAAACAACUACAGGCAACCAACGAAAGCAUAUGAACAAUUGUUCAAGGAUACAACGGAUAUCACGUUCCCUGACCUGUAGCAGUGUCAACUCUUGCUGCUCGUGGGAUUACAAAAGACCGCCUCGGUCCCAAACUGUUUGAACUUCUAGUUUCAGAACGGUUGGAGCGAAAUCGAAGGAUGCCACAAGUCAUUGUACUGAGCUCAUUGAAAUCAAAUCAAGUCUUGAUUGCCAUUCAUUUGAAACGCAGUACAUCAGUUCCUAGUCCUUACGCUUCGAACACACCGACUGUGUCAUUGCGUUUCGAGACACCAGAAGUACAUUCAUUUCCAAUGGAAUGCUCCAUUUGCCUUCAGCAAUGCGUUGCAGAGACAGUUGCCCUACGUUCUGUGUGGUGCAUACGUUCGAUUUAUCGAACAUAUUCAUCAAAUUGUAUGUGUAGACUUGACAGAAAAUAGCUAAAUAUGAAUGUAGAUUUUUUUUCCGAUCACCUGCUCCAGAUGGUUGGAGCCAGGAUCACCCGGAUGGAUACCAACUACCGGGAGUCCAUCAGCCCAGUUGAACACCUGGCGAUUUGUCUCGGAUUCUUGGCGACAGGGGACUCCUACAGGACCAUAGGAUUCAGCUUCCGAGUUGGACGGUCCACGGUGGCAGGCAUUGUCCCCUCUGUGGCACAAGCCAUUUGGGACUGUCUGGUUGGUGAACACAUGCCUGUCUCCAAGAAGGAAGACUGGAGGGCCAUUGCUGCCGAGUUCCUGGAGAGGUGGAAUUUCCCCAACUGUCUUGGCUCCAUUGACGGGAAACAUGUGGUAAUCCAGGCUCCACCGUGCUCAGGGUCACAAUUCUACAACUACAAGGGUACAUAUUCAGUUGUACUCUUGGCUGUAGUAGAUGCCAUCUACUGUUUCCGUGUUGUCGAUGUUGGUGAUUACGGCAAAGGAAGUGAUGACGGGACCCUCCGGGACUCUGCCUUCGGCCAGGCACUUCAGGAUGGCACCCUGGAGAUUCCACCUCCUGCAUCACUCCCUGGGGCUAAAGACCUGGGACCUGUUCCCCACGUCUUCGUCGGCGACGAGGCCUUCCCUUUAAGACCCAACCUCAUGAGGCCCUACGCUGGACACCAGCUGCCAUUGCCAAAGCCUGUAAGGAUCUUUAACAAACGACUGUCCAGGGCAAGGUUAGUUGUUGAAUGCGCCUUUGGGAUUCUGGCAGCCCGAUGGAGAAUGUAUUGGAGAGUGCUUGGUCUCAGCCGCUCAAAUGUCGAUGCCUGUGUGAAGGCCACAUGAGUUCUCCACAACUACCUGCGGAGGUCAUUCCAGUGUUCUCCACAACUACCUGCGGAGGUCAUUCCAGUGUUCUCCACAACUACCUGCGGAGGUCAUUCCAGUGUUCUCCACAACUACCUGCGGAGGUCAUUCCAGUGUUCUCCACAACUACCUGCGGAGGUCAUUCCAGUGUUCUCCACAACUACCUGCGGAGGUCAUUCCAGUGUUCUCCACAACUACCCGCGGAGGUCAUUCCAGUGUUCUCCACAACUACCUGCGGAGGUCAUUCCAGUGUUCUCCACAACUACCUGCGGAGGUCAUUCCAGGAGCCGCUCCGGAUGGCAUGCCAAAUGGUCACCAACCUGAUGCCACCGGGGGCAGGUACCAACAACGCCCCCAGACAGGCACUCCAGGUGAUGGAGAAGCUGACCACCUACUUCUCAUCGCCAGCAGGUGAAGUCCCAUGGCAGUAUGCCGUGGACUGAAACAGCUCUUUUAAGAGCCCCAUAACACAAAGGUUAUUUUAAGAACCAGCCACCGUUGUCCAUAAAAUUGAAUUUUUUUCCCCCCAGAUGACUAUGUAUCAUUGUCUCUCUUAAUUUUGGAGUAAAGACCACACCUUAACCCCUUCCAUUAACGGCAGUAUUAUACACACCUGGGAGCACUAAUUAAGGUUAUACGACAGUUAGUAUGAUAACAAAGGGAAAGGGUAACCUAGGGUCCAUACAAAUAGUAUAGUUUACCACCUGGUUCACUGGCCUGACAAAAUACAGGUGGAAGAGAAUGUGUUUUUACUUUCAUCUUGUAUUAGAUCAGCAAAGGUGUUGGGAAGAAAUAAGCAGAUUCAGUCUAAAUUAGAUAUUAAUAAACAACUGAAACAACUGACUAUGAAAACAUAAUUUAAUAAGUAUUCAAGUACAGGAAAGAACAUGACAGGUAUAUGUGUUAUAAAAAUGUUUUUUUUAAAUUAAACCAUUGAAAGAGAUGUGUGUGUAAACAAACAUAAAAACAUGAAUGUGUAGCCUGUAAUCUGUAAGAGAACAACAAGAGCAUGUAUUUCUGUCACAACUGCAGACAGAUACAGGGACAACUCAUAAAGCCUAGACAUAGUAGGGGAACUUCAGACAUGGCCAUACAGAGAGAGAGGGCAGGGCACUGGAGAUCUGAGGGACAGAGAGGAGUGGAGAAGAGGUGUGUGUCUCUGUCUCUGGUAAAAAAAUUAAAUGUAGCCAUAACACAGCUAAAUAAACAAAUGGCCCCUGGACGUCAUG
Messenger RNA from Oncorhynchus kisutch (coho salmon), 2731 nucleotides. RefSeq names its product protein ALP1-like. The coding region runs from base 660 to 1481 and encodes 273 amino acids. NCBI's taxonomy places the organism in Eukaryota, Metazoa, Chordata, Actinopteri, Salmoniformes, Salmonidae. The record is from RefSeq and is a predicted model, not a curated record. The transcript is spliced from 2 exons.